This is a messenger RNA of Volvox carteri f. nagariensis, 1197 nucleotides long. It is a transcript of the gene use1, whose product is annotated as Qc-SNARE, USE1 family. The record is from RefSeq and is a predicted model, not a curated record. The transcript has 7 exons. Gene Ontology annotation, molecular function: SNAP receptor activity. NCBI's taxonomy places the organism in Eukaryota, Viridiplantae, Chlorophyta, Chlorophyceae, Chlamydomonadales, Volvocaceae. Bases 1 to 1197 code for a protein of 398 amino acids. Gene Ontology annotation, cellular component: endoplasmic reticulum; SNARE complex. Gene Ontology annotation, biological process: retrograde vesicle-mediated transport, Golgi to endoplasmic reticulum.
AUGGCUGUAACACGGACGGCACAACCAGGCACCAGGUUGCCGACCCCAAAGGGCAGCCAGUUGGAGGUGUCCUUCCGACGUCUGCUCGAAAGCUGCCUCAAGCACCUGAAAACACUGGAUGCCUCAGCAGCAACUGCCGCAGUGGCAGCAGCCAGCGGCAGCUCCGGCGCAAGCGCCCUAGCGGAUGGCCUCAAUGGCCGCGGCGCAGUGGCCGCCGCCACGGGCGCUGCCGGCACCAGCAGCGCAAGCAGCGGCGACUCCGUCAGCGGUGGCGGCGGCGGUGACGUGGACAUCGCCGCUCGAGUGCUAAAGAUGCGCCACUACGUGGACACGCUUCGGGAGCUGCUGGCAGACCUCCGAGCCCAGCAGGACGCCCUAGGAUUGGACGCAGCAACGCUGGAUCUGUACGAUACGCAUCUUAAGGCAGUUGCGGCUGCCGUACCCAAGGUGCAACUGCCGCCGUACUGCCAGAAUCUUAUCACCGGCACGGCAAUAGCCGCCGGUGGCGGCAGUAGCAGCAGCGCAAGCCAUUCGGCGCCCCCUUUGUCGUACUUCACACUGCCGGCAGCAAGACCGGGGAUGGCGACGCCUGCUGGCGGCGGCGGCGGCGCUGGCGGCGGCGGCCGUGUCGGAACCUCGGGCCGUACAGCUACUGCUGACGUGGCGGGACUCAGCUCGGCGGCAUCCGAACGCCUUCGCGGGGCAGAGGCCGCCCAGGCACUACUGACGGAUGAGCUGGUGGAGCUGACGGCAGCACUCAAGGCCAACGCAAUGGGCAUGGCGGGGGCAGUGGCCGAACGGGGCAAGCUAUUGGAUGUCACGGAUGCGGCCCUAACGGACAGCCUGGUGGCUGCCAAGCUGAAUGCAGCGGAGGCGGGGAGGCAGGUCAAGAGGUCCGGCGGCACACUGUGCUUCACGUGCAUGAUUAUGCUGGUAGUGGGGAUGGUGUUUACCGCAAUGGUGGUGUACAUCAAGUUCACGCACCUGGUUGGAUAUCGGGCCGCACCCGCUGGGGCCCCGCCUGCUGGAUGGAUGAGCUGGUGGGGGUCAUUCCUUGGCGGUGCUGGUGGCGCUGCAGGUGCUGGCGCUGGCGGCACGUACGGCACCGUGGCCGGUGACGAUUUGAGGGGGUUAGACUGGGACCAAGCGCAGGGUGGGGCGGCGGGGCCGUGGCACGAACACGAUGGGGAGCUGUGA